CGCCCCGACCGCUCCGUGGCGCCGGAGGCGGAGUCGGGCUACCCUGUCAGUGGAGCGGGCGGGCUGAGGCAGCUGCCCCACUAUGGGCAGAGCCAUGGGGCUGGCUGGGCUGCUGCUGGGGCUCGUCGUGGUCCCCGCCGUGCUGGUGAGCACCAGCCUCCGACACGGCGUCCCGCGGAACGAGGCCGAGCCGGAGCCGUCCGGCUGGGAGCUGGCGGCAGACGCCGUCCCCGAGGACUCGCUGUGGCCGCUGCCGCAGUGGGUCCGCACGUAUCCUCGCCAGCUGCAGUUAGCGCCCAGCCGCUUCCAGCUGGUGCAUGGCGCCGGCUCCUCGGCGGGGCCGAGCUGCGGGCUGCUGCAGGACGCCUUCCGCAGGUACUAUGAGUACAUAUUCGGGCAUUCCCGGCGGACGUGGGGCCGCAGGCCGCUGGCUGCCCGAGCGGAGCCCGAGCUGUUCCAGCUGCAGGUGGUGAUCGAGGCGGGGGACCCUGGCUGUGACAGGCACCCGCAGCUCGCCUCCAGCGAGGCCUAUCAUUUAACUGUAACUGAACCUGUGGCUAUACUGAAAGCUCCUGAGGUAUGGGGUGCUUUAAGAGGUUUGGAAACCUUCAGCCAGUUGGUUCAUGAAGAUGACUAUGGAAGUUUUCUUGUCAAUGAAUCUGAAAUCAAUGACUUCCCAAGAUUUGCUCAUAGAGGAGUCUUAUUAGAUACUUCAAGGCAUUAUUUACCAUUGAAAUCUAUUCUUAUAAAUCUGGAUGCCAUGGCUUUUAAUAAGUUCAAUGUUCUCCACUGGCAUAUAGUAGAUGAUCAGUCCUUCCCUUACCAGAGCAUUUAUUUCCCUGAAUUAAGUGAUAAGGGUGCAUACUCCUCUAAUCUCAUCUAUACUCCUACUGAUGUCAGUCUGGUGAUAGAGUAUGCCCGGUUGAGAGGCAUCAGAGUUAUCCCGGAGUUUGAUACACCAGGACACACACAGUCUUGGGGAAAAGGUCAAAAAGAUCUUCUCACUCCUUGUUACAAUGGAGGACAGCCAACUGGGUCCUUUGGACCUGUAAAUCCUGUUUGGAAUACAACUUACGACUUCAUGACUAAGUUCUUUAAGGAGAUCAGCAGUGUAUUUCCAGAUGAAUUCAUUCAUUUGGGAGGAGAUGAAGUGGACUUCAGUUGUUGGAAAUCUAACCCUGAGGUGAAAGAGUUCAUGAAGAAGCAAGGUUUUGGCAUUGACUAUGCUAAACUGGAAUCUUACUAUGUUCAGAACAUUUUGGACAUUGUUUCCUCCUACAACAAAGGACAAAUGGUCUGGCAAGAAGUCUUUGAUCACAAAGCACAACUGAAACCGGACACUGUAGUUCAAGUGUGGAUGGCAAAUAACUACGCUCGUGAACUGAGCAGGGUCACAGGAGCUGGGUUCACUGCUGUCCUGUCAGCACCGUGGUACUUAGACUACAUUAGUUAUGGGCAAGACUGGAAGAAAUACUACAGUGUUGAACCACUUAACUUCCCUGGAUCUGAAGAACAGAAGAAACUUUUAAUAGGUGGAGAAGCUUGCCUGUGGGGAGAAUUUGUGGAUGCAACUAACCUGACACCAAGAUUAUGGCCUCGAGCAAGUGCUGUUGGGGAAAGACUCUGGAGCAGCAGCAAUGUGACCAACUUGCAGGAUGCCUACAAAAGGCUAACUAAUCACCGAUGCCGCAUGCUCCGCCGUGGCAUAGCGGCCGAACCGGUGUUUGUUGGAUACUGUGCCCAUGAAGCAAGAGGGCCAUAACUGCUGCAAAGACUUCUUGUCAACAGCCUGAAGUGCCUCUGGGGGAUAUGUAUGUAAGGUUUUGUAUCUGAAUCAAGACUUAAAAUUUUCACUUUUAAAAUAAAAUUAUUUGACUGCC
Messenger RNA from Camarhynchus parvulus, 1880 nucleotides. RefSeq names its product hexosaminidase subunit beta (gene HEXB). Gene Ontology annotation, molecular function: beta-N-acetylhexosaminidase activity. The record is from RefSeq and is a predicted model, not a curated record. The coding region runs from base 83 to 1762 and encodes 559 amino acids. The transcript is spliced from 14 exons. Gene Ontology annotation, biological process: carbohydrate metabolic process; glycosaminoglycan metabolic process; ganglioside catabolic process. Gene Ontology annotation, cellular component: membrane. Lineage: Eukaryota; Metazoa; Chordata; Aves; Passeriformes; Thraupidae.